UAAAAUGACGACAAAAGUAAAUCCAUCAACUUCACCUUCUGUGGAAUUAAGUUCAUAUCGUGAUCAACAUUUUAAGGGUUCAAGAGCUGAACAGGACAGACUUUUAAGGAAUUCCACAACUUUAUAUGUUGGAAAUUUAUCUUUUUAUACCACAGAAGAACAAAUAUAUGAACUGUUUUCUAAGUGUGGUGAUAUUAGGAGAAUUAUAAUGGGUUUGGACAAAUAUAAAAAGACUCCUUGUGGUUUUUGUUUUGUUGAAUAUUACCAAAGGUCUGAUGCUGAAAAUUGUAUGCGAUAUAUUAAUGGAACACGUUUAGAUGACAGAAUAAUUAGGACAGAUUGGGAUGCAGGCUUUAUUGAAGGUAGACAAUAUGGAAGAGGAAAAACUGGAGGACAAGUAAGGGAUGAGUACAGAUCAGAUUUUGAUAGUGGAAGAGGAGGUUAUGGAAAAAUAAUACAACAAAAAGUGACACCUAUUUCUGAUGGAAUAUUUGGCCGCUGA
Molecule: messenger RNA, 502 nt
Organism: Habropoda laboriosa
Lineage: Eukaryota; Metazoa; Arthropoda; Insecta; Hymenoptera; Apidae
Gene: Cbp20
Product: nuclear cap-binding protein subunit 2
Exons: 3
Coding region: 5-502 (165 amino acids)
Biological process (GO): mRNA cis splicing, via spliceosome
Cellular component (GO): nuclear cap binding complex
Molecular function (GO): RNA cap binding
Source: RefSeq, a predicted model, not a curated record